AUGAGAAAUUAUUUACAACGUAUUGAUAAAGAAAAAAGAAGAGAUUGGAAAGGAUUUUAUGCACGUUCAACACAUCCAGAACAUGAAAUAAAAAAUUACUUAAUUGAUAACAUUCAUAAAAUUUGCCCGGGGUUUAAAUACCUUGUGGAUUUCGAAUGGGAAAUUGAAGAGGGUCAUCCUAACAAAGGAAAAGGAGAUUUGAUUUUUGGAUCAGAUUACAAAACUUAUUUGACAAUUGAAACUAAAUCUCUUCAUACAGGAAUUUCAAGAGCUGAUGUUGUAGCAAUAAAAGCAUAA
Molecule: messenger RNA, 297 nt
Organism: Entrophospora sp. SA101
Lineage: Eukaryota; Fungi; Glomeromycota; Glomeromycetes; Entrophosporales; Entrophosporaceae
Source: the annotation of a GenBank genome assembly